CUUUCGCGAAUUUUACGUUUAAAUUGCCAAUUUCAUUACAAGAACAGUGCUCUCGUGUUAUUUGUUACAAUUCAAUAAGUUCCAUCAUUAUUUUUCCGUUCAAAAACUCGUUCAGUGGUAAAAACAAAUGCCAAACAUGAAGAAAGGAUUUUUACUUGUGGUCGUUCUCCUCCUUGCUGUGAAUUUUGUUGCGAAAAGUACUCGAGGAAAUGAAACUGAGGAACUUUUUGAUGCUAUCAGAUUAGAGAAUGUAGAUGUAGUUACACGUCUAAUUGAGAAUAGUUCACUCGUAAAUGAUAGAAAUUCGUAUGAACUGCUUUCACUUGCGGUAGCUCGGAAUAAAACGGACAUAGUCAAAGCUCUUGUCGAUCAUGGAGCGGAUGUAAAUUCUAGAGAUUACAGUCAUUCUACACCACUCCAUAAGGCUGUUCAAUAUGGUAGACGCGAAAUUAUUGAGUUUUUAAUCACUCGUGGUGCAAAGGUGAAUGCCGAAGAUAAUGAUAAAUGGACGCCACUCCAUAACGCCGCUCGAUAUCGCAAAUUUGAAAUAUUUAAAUAUUUAGUUGAACAUGGAGCAAAUAUAAAUGCUACAACUGUCCACAAGUAUACACCUCUAUCUUUGGCUGUUGCAAGUGGUAGCACGGAGAUUGCCAAAUAUCUUGUCGAACAUGGAGCUGAUGUGAAUUCUAGAGACGAAGAUAAUUAUACACCACUUUUCAGC
This is a messenger RNA of Contarinia nasturtii (swede midge), 721 nucleotides long. RefSeq names its product poly [ADP-ribose] polymerase tankyrase-like. Gene Ontology annotation, molecular function: protein binding. The transcript has 7 exons. The annotation marks the transcript as partial. NCBI's taxonomy places the organism in Eukaryota, Metazoa, Arthropoda, Insecta, Diptera, Cecidomyiidae. The record is from RefSeq and is a predicted model, not a curated record.